AUGAAAUUCGCCGUUGGUAUCACCUUCCUCGCCACCCAGCUCGCUGGGGGUCUCUGUGUCGCCGUUGCCAACGAUGCCGCCGCUGCAGAAUGUGGCGCACUCGGUGUCAUGGUAGCCGACGAGAGCAAUCAUGCGAGCGACGUCCGCAAAUGUGCUGACCAUCCCAUUAAACAUGAAGAUCGCAGAAAGACAUGGGAAUCCUUAGCACCAUUCGACCAUGUCGACACUUCAACCGGUACCCUGACCACUAGAAACGAGAACGUGUGCGACUACGACGCGCCUUCCGGCUGUUCAGGAGGGUACUGUUGGAAGACUUGUGAGGCCGGCACCCCCGAUGAGGGAAAGUGGUGUUGGACAGCUGCAGGCGAUGGGUCUGGGAAUUGGUUGACGUGCAAGUCGUACGCUGAUUGCAGCGUGAAUGCAUCGUGUGGGAUUGGGUGUGCUAGUUGCGGCUGCAGGUGCUAA
Messenger RNA from Marasmius oreades (fairy-ring Marasmius), 465 nucleotides. RefSeq lists its product as uncharacterized. The record is from RefSeq and is a predicted model, not a curated record. Lineage: Eukaryota; Fungi; Basidiomycota; Agaricomycetes; Agaricales; Marasmiaceae. The transcript has a single exon. Bases 1 to 465 code for a protein of 154 amino acids.